Messenger RNA from Saccostrea echinata, 2809 nucleotides. Its product is annotated as kyphoscoliosis peptidase-like. Lineage: Eukaryota; Metazoa; Mollusca; Bivalvia; Ostreida; Ostreidae. The record is from RefSeq and is a predicted model, not a curated record. The coding region runs from base 61 to 1740 and encodes 559 amino acids. The transcript is spliced from 5 exons.
AACCUUGGCGAACAGAAUGAACUAAAUAGUUGUCAUUGUCCUUCUGAAUAAACAGCUACCAUGGGUUCAACACAGUCAUCCCAGAAAUACACAGAAGGGGAGGACCUCCCCCUCCCACAGCCUCGACCCCCACGUAAACUGAAACGAGACUUAGUCAAAGGAGAGGAUACGUUUAAAAACAUUGACGAUUUCGCCUUGAAGACACCUAGAUCCGCCACACUAUCAGUUGCAAAGCUGGCCGCCCACCUUGAUGAAGGAGCAACAUCAGAUCUAGAAAAGAUCCGCGCCUUCUAUCGUUGGAUAACUGAAAACAUCAGUUAUGACACUCGUCCAGACUUUCACGACAGAAAUAUUGACACAAGUGGAGCUGCUGUUCUACGCAUGCGUAGUUCUGUAUGCAUAGGUUAUGCAAACCUGUUUUCAGAAUUAUGCAGAGAAUGUAGAAUUCCAGUGAAAGUCAUUUCCGGAUACUCAAAGUCGUUCAAUUACGACCCGGAAACGAGCUUUACGACUGACAAAACUCCAGAGCAUGCGUGGAACGCUGUAUAUUUAAACGGCGACUGGCAAUUUGUAGAGUGUACGUGGGGAGCAGGAUCACGUGACGACAGAGGCAAUUUUGUUAAGAAAUUCUCCGAUUUCCAUUUUUUGACAGAACCCAAGCAUUUCAUCGUGACACAUUUUCCUUAUAUGGAUAGUGAUAUGUCCAAAAGUCAAGCAUGGCAACUUCUCCCAAGACCUCUUACACUAGAGGUAUUCAACAAACGAUUGAAAGGCUUUACAGGAAUGUACACAUGGAAAAUCAAGCCCGUAUCACAUCCUGAUGGUGUCCUCAAGUUUUCUAACAAAACAGAGAUUACCAUGGGAUAUCCAAAAUCUUCCUAUUUUUUCGUUAUGGCGCGGUUAUCUAAAAAACUGUCUGCUCGUGAUUUUGAUCAGUAUGCACUUGUAGAAAAUAUGGGUUGCAAUAAAAUAAGAAUUCGGGUUGCUCCACCUGAAAAAGGUACCUACAUACUAAAACUUUUCGGUCGCAAUGAUCCAAAAGUUGAAGAGCUGACUGCUUUAGCAAAUUACGUGCUGAAAUGUGAGGAAGGUGAAGGCAAUGCGUUUGCUUUCCCAAAACAUCAAGGCCCUUUUGGUCCUUAUCACGACUCUGUUGAAGCAGGGUUUCAUAGAUCUACUGGGAAAAACGCCGUGGUGGAGAGUAAAAACGGAAAACUUGAUUUUCAGAUCAAAACAACGAAAAAAAUUGAAGCAAUUGCCAGGUUGGAGCAUGCAACGAAAAAUCUCAAUCCAAACGAUAAUUAUGUUUUACUAGAGAGGGAUAAAGGAAAACUCAGUGUCAAAGCUAAGUUCCCUUCAAAAGGUUAUUACAAGCUUAGCAUACUCACAAAAAACGAGAAUGCGGAGACUUAUUCCCCAAGAAUAGCUUACUUGGUUUUCUGCAGCGAAGAUUAUCCUAACUGCGAGCCAUUCCCAAAAGUCUUUCCUCAAACAACACAGUAUGAAUGUCGACUCCUAUCCCCUGUCACUUGUGAAUUAAAAACGCAUGCGCAGAUUAUUUUCCGAUUCUCUUCUCCCAAUAUCGUUCAAGCCCUGCUACAUGAUUCUCCAAUGGAGAAAAAGGGAAACAUUUGGGAGGGGACUAUGAAGACACCUGGACCCGGAGAACGAAUCCGAAUAUCAGCUAGCGACCAAAAAGGCUCGAAGUAUUGGAGAAUAUACGAGUUCAACGUCAUGUGAGGUUGAUGAAGGCUAAAAAAUAAUGAUCCAGUAAAGUUUAUCCCCAGAAAAAGCACUUUUAAGAUUAAUAAAUCAUAAAAGAUAGAAUCGUAUACUUAAUAGGAGAUCUGAUAAUACUGUUUUAUUGAUUGACGCACUUUUAAUAUCUGUUGGCAUUAUUUUGUUGUUCUCAUAUAUUUUACUGUUAUUGUUGAAUUUGUCUUCCAAAGACCCUAAAAAAACUUAAAGUCGGUGCUUCAUCUCCUUGUUUACUCUGGAGAAGUUUUACACAAUGAUGUACAUGUAUACAUUUCUAUAAAUAAUUAUUUUGAUUAUGUACUAGUGAAUGGAAAAUAUUAAUGCAAUAUUUCGUGUUGUGAACAGAUUUCAACAGAUAGUCUAAAUAAGUUACUUUUAAAAUUUAGCUGCUGAAGAAAACUGAAUACUGUUUAAUUCCUGAACUGCUUGUCGUUUACUAUUUAUAUGUGAUAUAUUUAAUAUUAUACAUUACCAAUAAAAAAUCACAAUAAAGCCUUGAAUUGUAAAUUUUGGACGUUCAACGUGUCGUAACACGGACGGCUCGGGCUGUGCUGACAAAUUUACAAUUCAGUGCUUAUGCAUUUUCAUUUAUUGAUCGCUUCAGUAUAUUACAUGUAUACCUGUUAAAUGAUAUGCAGCACCGUAUAACUAAAUUAUUUUUUUGAUAAGACGUUAGCGUGAUUUUUUUUAUAUAUAUAUCAGUGCACUUGUACGGCAUUCAACGUUGAUGACGUCAAAAUAUUAAAGAUACGGGUUGGUCAUGUGAUCAAAUACCAUAAAGCCCGAAGACCAAGCCGUAUUUACAUCCCGAUCAAAGUUUUAAAAUGAUACCGGUAUUACUUACAUUUACAUUUGUGACUAAAAUGCCUUGCUCAAAUAAUGUUAUAUUAUGGAAAAUAUUUGCAAAUGUAAAUAUAAAGCAAUACUUUAACUUUUUGACCUCCCCAGUCCGUGAAUUGAAACACACUUUAUAUGAAAAACACAUGUGUAUGAAAUGUAAACAUUAGUCGAUAAAAGAAAAGAAUAUAGAGAAUAUAUAAUUUUAAAUAAU